CAGACACAGUCCUUUGUAAUAUGCAAUUAUGUUUCGUGUAGUACGGUGUGUUGUGUGUGUCAAUAGAAAAGCGGUGACAGCCCUGGGAAAUGGCGCGAAUUUCUCUACGGGAAGCGCAGUUCCUGUAUCAAAAGAGAAAUACACAAGGAUAGAAGAUUUUUACGCGGGAAAAUCCGUGUUUAUCACAGGCGCUACUGGUUUUCUUGGAAAGUUGUUCGUAGAGCGGCUGCUAUAUAAUUGCAAGGAUAUCGAUAAAAUAUAUAUUUUAAUAAGGCCCAAGAAAGGACAGGACCCUGGCAAAAGGCUGCAAAAAAUAUUUGACGUCCCGAUUUUCGAAAAAUUAAAAGAAACAAGACCCGAAGAUUUGAGGAAAGUGACUGCUAUUGAAGGAGACAUUACAUCACCUGAACUGGGAAUCAAAGAUGCAGAUAGACAAAAAUUAAUUGACCAGGUAUCAGUAGUAUUCCAUUCGGCAGCUACAGUCAGAUUUGCAGACACUUUUGAUAUGAUUAUGAACGUCAAUUUAGAAGGUACGAGAAAAGUGAUUGAAUUAAGCAAGAAUAUGAAGAAAUUAGACUCAUUCGUAUAUAUUUCAACGGCAUAUUCUAAUGCGAAUAAUUUGGUCAUUGAGGAGAAACUGUACCCACCUCCCAGAGAUGUGGAGGAGGUUCGAAGGUUUGUUAAAGAACAUGGUACUGAUGAGAAGAAGGUUAAUGAAUUCUUAGAAAAGUUCCCAAAUCCUUAUGCGCUAUCGAAGGCAUUGUGUGAGGUUCUACUUGAUCAAGACAGAGGACACAUGCCUUCAAUCAUAGUCAGGCCUUCUGUAGUAAGUCCUAUUCUCCACGAACCCGUGAAAGGCUGGACCGACAGCUGGGUGGCAGCCACGGCCCUCUUCAGUAAUGUGGCAAGAGGCCUCACCAAUGCUGCCUAUGGAAGAGAGGACGUGGUUUGUGACCUUAUUCCUGUGGAUUAUGUUACUAAUUUGACUAUUUUGGCUGCGGCUAAGGGAAAUAAAACAAACGAUGUGCUGGUCUAUAAUAUUUGCAGCAGUGCAGUCAACCCCAUAACUUGGAAACAUGCGUCUAAUUUAUUCUUAGAUGAGAGUAGAAAACAUGAUUAUAGUAAAAGAAAACAGAAACAAUUAUUAUUAAGCAUGUCACCAGCAGUUGUUAAAACUAUGACGUUUAUUUUUAAAACAAUACCCCUCUUCUUCGCUGAUGCGGGCCUGGUCAUCAGGGGAAAGAAGCCUUGGCACAUUAAAGAACACAAUCGGGCGAAGCACUUAAUAGACUUGAUAUACCCCUUCACAACAACAUCCUGGACAAUAAAAUGCAACAGAACUCUCUCACUUAUAGAAUCUCUCGAUGACCAUGAUAAGAAACAAUUCCAAUGUGACCCUAGUAAGAUAUGUUGGAACGAGUAUAUGAAAAUAUUUGCGUAUGGUGUAAAGAAAUAUCUCUUGAAUGGUAAAUAGAAAAUAAGGUAAUUUAUUGGUAUAAGUAAUAUGUUAAUAAAGUGUAAGAACCAUUAUUUUGUAUUUAUUGUCAUUAGAAAGAAAAUGACAAAAAUACAAACGAUUUAUCCACUGUAUUUUUUUUUAAUUCUCUACA
Molecule: messenger RNA, 1610 nt
Organism: Colias croceus (clouded yellow)
Lineage: Eukaryota; Metazoa; Arthropoda; Insecta; Lepidoptera; Pieridae
Product: putative fatty acyl-CoA reductase CG5065
Exons: 11
Coding region: 29-1474 (481 amino acids)
Biological process (GO): long-chain fatty-acyl-CoA metabolic process
Cellular component (GO): peroxisome
Molecular function (GO): alcohol-forming very long-chain fatty acyl-CoA reductase (NADP+) activity
Source: RefSeq, a predicted model, not a curated record